This is a messenger RNA of Gossypium raimondii (Peruvian cotton), 1061 nucleotides long. RefSeq lists its product as uncharacterized. Lineage: Eukaryota; Viridiplantae; Streptophyta; Magnoliopsida; Malvales; Malvaceae. The record is from RefSeq and is a predicted model, not a curated record. The coding region runs from base 38 to 793 and encodes 251 amino acids. The transcript is spliced from 4 exons.
CUCUCCUCACAAGGGAAUUUGAAACCAAAAGAGAGAAAUGGAAGGUAGAGAAGAGGUAAAAGAACCCAAACCCAGUUUCCCUUUAAGCUUAUGGGAACUAUCUGUAGCUUCAACGGUGGUGAUUGGUUUCCUUGUAGGCCUUGCCGGCGUUUAUCUCACCAUGCCUGCAUCUGAUUAUAGCUUCCUCAAAUUCCCCAGAAGCCUCGAAGAUCUUCAAUUACUCAGGGAUCACCUUGAAACUUACACAAGUGACUACACCAUACAAGUGUUGGUGGGAUAUUGUGUAGUUUAUAUUUUCAUGCAAACUUUCAUGAUCCCUGGAACUGUUUUCAUGUCAUUGCUUGCCGGAGCCUUGUUUGGUGUCUUCAAAGGUGUAGCUCUCGUUGUGUUCACCGCCACUGCCGGUGCUUCUUCAUGUUAUUUCCUAUCGAAAGUUGUCGGUCGUCCCCUCGUGUUUUCUCUUUGGCCUGAUAAGCUAAGCUUCUUCCAAGCACAGGUAGCUCAAAGAAGAGAGUGUUUAUUGAAUUAUAUGCUUUUCCUAAGGCUUACACCGACUUUACCAAAUACGUUCAUCAACGUUGCUUCGCCUAUCGUCGACAUCCCUUACCGUAUUUUCUUCCUUGCAACUUUUAUCGGACUUAUCCCUGCUGCUUACAUUACUGUCAAGGCUGGAAUAGCUCUCGGCGAGUUACAAUCGGUAGGGGACCUUUAUGACUUCAAGUCAAUCGCUACUCUUUUCAUUAUAGGAGUUGUUUCCGUCACACCUACGCUUAUGAGCAAGACCAAAUCGUAAUGUUCGAUCGACCAUGCUUGCUUCUUGUACAUGGUACUUCAAUCUUCCAGUUAGUCAUCAGUGUUGCCCUGAUCUUUUUGUAAUGCAAUGUGCUCUGGUUAAUGGAAUUCACUGCCAGACACCAUGGUCAUUUUCAGUCCAUAUGAGGAGAGGAACAUGAGAAGAAAUUAGGGAAAGGCUGUUACUUGUUUCGAUUUCAUUAGUGUUUUAGAAGCUGUAUAUCCUUUGAAGUUUUUUAUUAUUACCAAUGAAACAUCUUUCUUUCUCA